Messenger RNA from Dendronephthya gigantea, 924 nucleotides. Its product is annotated as protein ATP6V1FNB-like. The coding region runs from base 314 to 859 and encodes 181 amino acids. Lineage: Eukaryota; Metazoa; Cnidaria; Anthozoa; Malacalcyonacea; Nephtheidae. The record is from RefSeq and is a predicted model, not a curated record. The transcript has a single exon.
AUGCGUUUCAAAGCAAUUAUUCGUGCAGACGUUUAAAGUCCGCACACCUACAGUCUUCUUGGUAAGGGGUCAUAACUCAUAAAUCAUUAUGUACUUUAAGCGCUAUAACAUGAAUUCUUUCUAGUGUCUUGACCUCUGACCACAAAUACUCCAACUUCAAACCAUGUUGCCAUGACAACCUAUGAUGGUUUUAUUUACAAUUUUAUUUGACCACGUUUCGAAGUGUUUAUAAAAUACAAGCCUGAACUUUGCGGUUUCUUUGCCUCUUUAUUGGCUAUCCUUUGCUUUCUUUGUGACCAACCAAGACCUAACCAUGGUGCGUGAACUGAAUAUGGACACGCAAAGGCAAAAUUUCUGGAAGGAGAGUAUCAGAAAAGAGGCAAUGGUGCGACUUGCAUGGCAGACUCAAUACUCGAAAGAAUUUGCUCGUACAGGUGGUUUUAAUAAGACAAGGGCGAAAAAAGGCAGCGUAGACGUGAAACCUGUUAUGAAAAAUCUUCAGGAAAAACUGGAAAUCAAGCUAAAUGAGUUACCAGACAAUGCAAUGGACGAAAAAGCCGAUACUACGAAGCCAGCAAGUCAACCAAAAACAUACACGAAAGAAAUGCGACCAGCUUCCAAGCCAACAACAAAGUUACUUUACGAAGGAUUCAGUGCAGACGGCGGGGGCAGAUAUGCUUAUUUGGAGAAACGAAAGACCAUUAUUCCUGAGAAUAAAUACGAAUUUCCAAUAACGAGCUCCUUUGAGUAUGGUUGGAAGAAUAAAGACGCAAUGAAGGUGAUGAAGCCAGCGCAAUACAGCCGUAGUUCGACAAUCAAGGAAGAAUUUUAUAGACCGAACGGCAUUUUUACAACCUAAUAAACUAUUGUGUGAAAAACAAAUAAACCAUAAUUUUACUACAAGUAUAAGUAGAUGUUUUGAAA